This is a messenger RNA of Anoplopoma fimbria (sablefish), 1843 nucleotides long. It is a transcript of the gene ptgs2b, whose product is annotated as prostaglandin-endoperoxide synthase 2b. Gene Ontology annotation, molecular function: heme binding; oxidoreductase activity, acting on single donors with incorporation of molecular oxygen, incorporation of two atoms of oxygen; peroxidase activity. The transcript is spliced from 10 exons. NCBI's taxonomy places the organism in Eukaryota, Metazoa, Chordata, Actinopteri, Perciformes, Anoplopomatidae. Gene Ontology annotation, biological process: response to oxidative stress; cyclooxygenase pathway. The record is from RefSeq and is a predicted model, not a curated record. Gene Ontology annotation, cellular component: cytoplasm; neuron projection. The coding region runs from base 17 to 1843 and encodes 608 amino acids.
UCCAAGUCUUUGGAAUAUGGACAGAUUUACAUCUGCGGUUUUCCUCUUGGCGCUGGGGUUCCUUGUCUGCGAAGGGGGUAACCUAUGUUGCUCAGAUCCAUGUCAGAACAGGGGCGUUUGUACAGCGCUUGGAUCUGAUAAUUAUGAGUGUGAUUGCACACGAACAGGAUUUCAUGGACAAAACUGCACAACUCCUGAAUUCCUCACCUGGGUCAAAAUAUCCCUGAAGCCAUCGCCCAACACUGUCCACUACCUUCUCACCCACUUCAAGGGCUUCUGGAACAUCAUCAACAACAUCUCCUUUCUCAGGGAUGCCAUCAUGAGAUAUGUGCUGACAUCUCGAUCCCACUUGAUUGAUAGUCCGCCGACCUUCAAUGCAGAUUAUGGUUACAAAAGCUGGGAAGCAUAUUCCAACCUCUCCUACUAUACACGCACCCUCCCCCCUGUGUCAGAGGAUUGCCCAACCCCUAUGGGAGUAGAAGGUAAAAAGGAGCUGCCAGACGCUAAGCUAUUGGCAGAGAAGCUUCUUAUGAGAAGACAGUUCAUCCCGGACCCACAGGGCACCAGCCUGAUGUUUGCAUUCUUCGCACAGCAUUUCACCCACCAGUUCUUCAAAUCUGAUAUGAAGAAAGGACCUGCUUUUACUGCAGCUAAAGGCCACGGGGUGGACCUCAGCCAUAUUUAUGGAGACACCCUGGAGAGGCAACACAAGCUCAGACUCUUUAAGGAUGGCAAGCUUAAAUAUCAGAUCAUGGAUGGAGAGAUGUAUCCCCCAACAGUAAAGGAAGUGGGCGCUGACAUGCACUACCCUCCUCACGUUCCCGAGUCUCACCGCUUCGCUGUGGGCCACGAGGCGUUCGGCCUGGUCCCCGGUCUGAUGAUGUACGCCACCAUCUGGCUACGAGAACACAACCGAGUGUGUGAUGUGUUGAAGGAGGUCCACCCGGACUGGGAUGACGAAAGGCUCUUCCAGACCACCCGGCUCAUUCUGAUUGGAGAGACCAUCAAGAUUGUGAUCGAGGACUAUGUGCAGCACCUGAGCGGCUAUAACUUCAAGCUCAAGUUUGACCCCGAGCUACUGUUCAACCAGCGCUUCCAGUACCAGAAUCGCAUUGCAUCUGAGUUCAACACCUUGUACCACUGGCACCCUCUGAUGCCUGACAGUUUCCACAUUGAGGAGAAAGAUUACAGCUAUAAAGAGUUUGUCUUCAACACCUCAGUAGUGACCCAACACGGCAUCGGCAACCUUGUGGAGUCGUUCAGCAAUCAGAUCGCAGGACGGGUUGCUGGCGGCCGAAAUGUGCCAGGACCAAUCAUGUACGUGGCCAUUAAGUCCAUUGAAAACAGCAGAAAAAUGCGCUACCAGUCUCUGAACGCCUACAGGAAACGCUUCUCCAUGAAGCCCUACAGCUCCUUUGAAGACAUGACAGGAGAGAAAGAAAUGGCUGCAGUGCUCGAGGAGUUCUACGGACACGUGGACGCUGUGGAGCUCUACCCGGGUCUGUUGGUGGAGAAGCCCAGGUCUAACGCAAUCUUUGGCGAGACCAUGGUGGAGAUGGGGGCACCUUACUCCCUCAAGGGCUUAAUGGGAAACGCCAUCUGCUCCCCGGAGUACUGGAAGCCGAGCACAUUCGGAGGCAGCGUGGGCUUCGACAUCAUCAACACCGCCUCCCUGCAGAGGCUUGUGUGCAAUAACGUCCAGGGCCCCUGUCCCGUGGCAUCCUUUCAUGUACCCAACGUAAAAGACACGGGGUCGAUGAUCAUCAACUCAAGCUCAUCACACUCACGCGAGGGUGAUAUCAACCCCACAGUCAUUUUGAAAGAAAGGACUACUGAGCUCUAA